This is a messenger RNA of Pleuronectes platessa (European plaice), 1880 nucleotides long. RefSeq names its product solute carrier family 66 member 2. Gene Ontology annotation, biological process: phospholipid translocation; retrograde transport, endosome to Golgi. NCBI's taxonomy places the organism in Eukaryota, Metazoa, Chordata, Actinopteri, Pleuronectiformes, Pleuronectidae. The record is from RefSeq and is a predicted model, not a curated record. Gene Ontology annotation, cellular component: endosome; trans-Golgi network. The transcript has 5 exons. The coding region runs from base 170 to 904 and encodes 244 amino acids.
CCCGAGAUUUGAAAGUGAAGCUGUGUCAGGAACAGUGUGUGUGUGUGUGUUCUCACCCUGAUCCUCAGUGUGUGUUUGUGUGAGUGUGUGUGUUUUAGAUAAAGUGGGGACGUGGAUGAAGCUGAAGCCCGCUGUGACCUCUCGACGCCGCUGAGCUUCUCUCCACGUGAUGGAUGCAGAGGAUGUUCUGCAGGAUGAGGACCUGGACGCCUCGUGGACGCUCUUGUCCUGGCUGGCGUCCUGCGUCAUGGUGUUCGGGGGGGCCCUGCCCUACGUGCCUCAGUACCAGGAUAUCCAGAGGAGCUCCAACACUGAGGGCUUCUCCACCCGAGUGUGCCUGGUGCUGCUCGUCGCCAACAUCCUGCGCAUAUUCUUCUGGAUAGGAAAACAGUUUGAGGUGACCCUACUGCUCCAGAGCGUGGUGAUGAUCCUCACCAUGUUCGCCAUGCUCCACCUCUGCUGCACGGUCCAGAACACCAACCGAGUGAGCACCAGGCAGCACAGACUCACAGAUUUGGACUUCCGGUACUUCUGGAAGUGGAGUGCGUUCGAGGACUACCUGCUCUUCUGCUUCGGCUUCACGGUGCUGUGUGCGGUGGUCACCCUGCUGCUGCUCGACUCCCCGGUGUUCGUGGAGGCGCUGGGCUCCCUGGCUGUGAUGUUCGAGGCCAUGCUGGGCCUCCCGCAGCUCCUGCAAAACGUCCACAACGGCUCCACCAAAGGCAUGAGUGUGAAGAUGGUGCUGCUGUGGACGGCGGGCGACGUCUUCAAGACCGCCUACUUCGUGCUGAGCGAAAGCCCUUCUCAGUUCUGGGUGUGCAGCUCGGUCCAGAUCCUGAUCGAUGCGGCCAUCCUCCUCCAGGUGCCCUUCUACACCCAGGACACACGGGUCAAGCUCGGCUGAGCCCACGUGUUUCUCUGGGCUUUUUAAAAAAACAACCGGAACUGAAAGAGGAGAAGCAGAGUGCCAGAACAUGGUGGAAAAACCAAAGUCCAUGUGUAGAUUAGUUUUGGAAGUCAGGCUUUUAGUAAAAUAUUUUCUCUAGUAUCAUGCAGAACCAACCAAAGAACCAUUAAAUCAACAAGAUUUUUUUAAGUCACUUUUCUGCAGCCCUGCACUGGAAUCUACUGCUGAUGAGCCUCCUGAUUCCCACUCCACACCUCUCCGAUGGUCCUCAUGAUAUAUUGUGUGUGUUUGUGUGUUUGUGUGUGUCUAUGUGCCAGCGUGUUGGCUUGCUUAGUUGUGCGUCUGCACCCACGAUUGAUUUUUGCUGUUGGCAUCCAGCACCAAGCCAAGGCCACAGAACGAACAGCAGGCCACGGUGACUUCUGAAGAUGGGUCGUCCAUCUGUGGUACGACUCUGCUCACGUGGUUUGACUCACAAAGCACCGCACGUCUGUUUCCAAAGAACACGUGAGGACGCCGCCAUGUUUUCACUUUACCUCACAAAAUCCUUUGCAGACGCCAAAUAACAUGUCAGACAUGUUUCUUUAUAAAAGAUAUGAAAAUGUUACUGAAUAUAUUGUUAUAUAAAAGGAAAAUUACAUAUUUCUUUAAUGUUUAUUUUUGUCUAGAAAAGUCUGGAGUACCCUUUAUCCCAAUAUCUCAAAAAUAACUUUAAACCCUAUUUUAUCGGUAUCAUCAAACAAUAAUCAUUUACUUAACCUUGUUAUCUUUUGGGAACACUACCAGAGCUCCCAAUACACACAUGGAAGAGUGUGAAACUGGAGAUUGGCAAAUGUAAAUAAGUGAAUAUUUUAAAGACUUAGUAAUUAAGGACUAUAUAAAGCGGACAAAGAUCAGCACCUGAUUACUGAUUGGUUUAUUGAUUAUUUUUAGCCUGCGCCCGAUUCCAACCAGAAUACCCCCCCCCCCCCCC